Molecule: messenger RNA, 2367 nt
Organism: Coffea arabica (coffee)
Lineage: Eukaryota; Viridiplantae; Streptophyta; Magnoliopsida; Gentianales; Rubiaceae
Product: single-strand DNA endonuclease 1
Molecular function (GO): 5'-flap endonuclease activity
Source: RefSeq, a predicted model, not a curated record
AGUAUAUUGCCGAAGCAAGCGUUAUGGUCUAAUUGUCUUGUCUCUCACAUUCAAAAUCUCGCCUUCCCAGUGAGACCACCCCCAGUUAAGAAAGGAAUUUCCAGGAGAGGUUUGUUUAUUUGUUUAAGAUCCCCUGAUGCUACUCGGGAAAAGCAACGGCUACUGCACUUCAUAUUGAAUUUGAGCUUGAAAAUUCCAUCGUUGAAGAAGCUUCUACUCUCUCCCGUGAGUGUGUAAAAUUGAGCUCUAUCCGCGACUACGGUUUUCUCCUCCUCCUGGAGGGAACAGGUGCCAUUUAUGGGGGUGAAAAAUCUAUGGGACAUCUUAGAAUCUUGCAAGAAAAUUCUCCCUCUUCACCAUCUCCAGAACAAGAGGGUGUGCAUAGAUCUGUCAUGCUGGAUGGUCCAACUUCAGAAUGUGAACAGAACCCACUGUGCUAUGACCAGCAAACUCUAUCUCCAGUGUCUCUUCCACCGCCUCCGAGCCCUCAUUGCUUUAAAUUGUAGUCUCAUUUUUGUUACUGAUGGGUCUAUUCCUUCAAUCAAGUUAUCUACAUAUAGACGACGAUUAAAUGUUGGGAGUGAGGUAAAUGUGGAGGAAACAAAUCCUAAAAUAGUAUCGUCACUAAGAAGGAACAUGGGCUCUGAGUUUUCAUGCAUGAUAAAGGAGGCUAAAAGUCUUGGCAAGGCACUUGGAAUUCCUUGCUUAGAUGGGGUAGAGGAGGCUGAAGCUCAAUGUGCAUUGCUAAACUCAGAAUCAUUAUGUGAUGCAUGUUUCACUUCAGAUUCUGAUGCUUUCCUGUUUGGUGCUAGAACCGUGUAUAGAGAUAUUUGUCUUGGCGAAGGUGGUUAUGUUGUUUGUUAUGAAAUGGCUGAUAUUGAGAGGAAUCUUGGCUUUGGGAGGAAUUCCUUGAUUACUUUGGCUGUUCUUCUUGGUAGUGAUUACUCCCAAGGGGUGUAUGGUCUCGGUCAGGAGUCAGCUUGUCAGAUCGUUAAAUCAGUUGGUGACAGUGCUGUUCUUCACAGAAUUGCAUUGGAGGGGAUAUCGUUUGCACAGAAGCCAAAAGUUUCAAAAAAAAAGGCACGCAGUUUGAGUGCAAAUCAGGAAAGGGAUGCUAAUGGGGCUGAUUCCAAUUUCCAAAAGAAUACUGAGUUCAUGGAAGUGAUCAAUGCCUAUUUGAAGCCAAAGUGCCACCCACCUGACUCUGAUGCUGUGUAUAGGGUACUGGCUGUUUAUCCAUUUAAUCGCCACCAACUUCAGCAGAUAUGUGCCCAGUUUUUUGAUUGGCCUCCUGAGAAGACAGAUGAGUACAUUCUUCCGAAGAUAGCUGAAAGAGACCUAAGGCGAUAUGCUAGUUUACGUUCCACUUCAUCAAACCUUGGAGUCAAAGUUUCAAUGGAUGAGAUGCCAGUGAAGUGUCCUAUAUCAAGUAUUAUCAAGCAAAGAAAGCUUCAAGGGAGAGAUUGCUUUGAGGUUUCAUGGGAAGAAAUGCAUGGACUAAAUGCAUCUGUUGUACCGGCUGAUCUAGUAGAAAGAGCCUGUCCUGAAAAGAUAGUGGAAUUCCAGGAGAGAAAAGCUCAAGGAAAGAAAAGAAAUCAUUGCGUAUCUAGACCAAAGAAACUUGGAAACAUGCCAUCUGCAGAGGAAAUUGAUCUUAAGCUUCAAAAGCUGCUACUUGACAUAGAAAAUGAGAGCAAAACCACCAGAGGUGCCAGCUUAUCAGGACGAUCCAAACUGGAGAAAACUAGUGCUUUAAUCCAAGCUGAUCUUGCAAUCCAAGAACUGCACCUUGAGGACAAGUUGGAGAAAGAGGCUGAUUCUGUUACUACUAUGGGGUGCAAGUCAGUAGCUCCAAGUCCUCGUGGAACUGAGGUCAUUAAUCUGAUGAGCCCUUUGCCAGUGUCUGCUCCAAGUUCAACACGUCAAGGUGCAAAUGUGGAGUGCAUCGACUUAAUUGAGUUGAGCGAGUCAGAAACCGAAAUCUCUCCUGAUCAUGCAAGAAAAGCUAGAGAUUUAAGGUUGUUUAUAGCUAGUAUUAAAGACGAUUGACCCAUGAAUACAAGAAAAGGAAAAUUAAUAAAAUGUCUAUAUGAGGGGUUCUUGUAAGGGAAAACACGGUGGGCUGAGAAGUUAGAAAAAGAAAACACCUUUCAUGUAUGCAUAAUUGCUAUUUGUGUGGGGAAGUUGGAAAUUUUAGAUGUAUCAAAUGAUAAGAUGUAACAUCAUACUGGAUGGCGGGUCGUACGAGGGAUCUGAUCUUGCUUUCUCAAACUUAUUCGCAUGGGAUAAGAAAUUUUCUAUUUGUGUGGGAGAUUAGAAAUUUUAGAUGUAGAAACGUUAAGAUGUUACAUGAAUUGAUGAUCAAAA